Molecule: messenger RNA, 2223 nt
Organism: Kwoniella botswanensis
Lineage: Eukaryota; Fungi; Basidiomycota; Tremellomycetes; Tremellales; Cryptococcaceae
Exons: 6
Coding region: 1-2223 (740 amino acids)
Source: RefSeq, a predicted model, not a curated record
AUGGGUUCCAUCGUUCCCUUCUACUUGCCACCACCACCACCCGGAUAUCAACUCGUCUAUGUACCUCCUCGCUCGAACCAUCACAAUCACAUCGCCAAUCAUUCGUCUCGUUGCGGUUCCACUCAUUCCUGCUCCACCAUACCGUCGGCUGGACUGUCAACUCCUCCGACGCACCAAAACCCAUCGUUACCUACCCGGUCUGAUACACCCAUGUCCUCCCGUUCUGACGGCGUCAACCAUCUACUGACGGACCAUGAUUGCGUGCUUAGAAAAUAUGAGAUGAAGAUGAGGCAGCAGCCUGUCCAAGCUAGGAUGUGUGGCGUGGGGGAAAAGUCCGACAGGAGACCGGUUGAUCCCACUCCCAUCAUCCAGUUGAAAGUAAUGGAUGAAAAUGGUGAAGAUAUCACUCCGACUGAUCCCAGAUCAAGAACUUCGCUAAGGCGUCCUAGUCCAGGUCCGAACGGUAUGACAUUUAUGCAGAACCCAUAUUACUUCCUUUUCGCCUGUCUGGUCGGCGGCGACGAGAACGAAGAUGAAUUACACGUCAUUGACGAUGGUAAAACUCGGUUCUUGACUGGAACGCCAGUCUCAUCCCUAUACCACCUCAAAGACCUCGAUAAUACCGAUGCUGCCUUCUUUGUUUUCCCCGAUCUUGGAGUAAGGAAAGAAGGAAGGUAUAAACUCAAACUGACGUUGUUUGAGAUUGUGGAUCAAGAAGUAUUUUAUUGUACGACCAUGUUCACUUCGACUUUCUCCGUUUAUUCGGCGAAGAAAUUCCCUGGAAUGUCGAAAGCCACCGAUCUGUCCAAGUCGUUUGCAGAGCAAGGAUUGAAGAUCAGAGUCCGUAAAGAUCCCCGUCAACCCGCCGCAAGACUUUCCAAAUCGAAGCGAAAGAGUGAUGCCGCCGAUUCAGACGAUGAUCACGACUCACCACGUCAUCACCACCUACAUCAUUCUCAUCAAGAGCAAAGGCGUCAGCAUCCUCCACCUCAGCAUCAUCAUGAUCAUCAUCAUCAGGCUAAGAGGUCACGAGGCGCUUCGGUAGGAUACCCUUCCAAUGAGCCAGAAGCUGUCGGUAGGUAUUACAGACCCACCUCAUCCCAUGGUGAACCGUCUACCACGACCUACCACCCGUCAUAUCCACCUCAACCACCCUCAUCCUCUGGUGGAUACCCACCUGGAUAUCAUCCAAACUACCCUCCACCAGGUCAUCACAUGCCACCUCCACCUCCCCCAUCCGCAUUCGAUCCUUAUCGAAAUCAUCAAGCGAUCUCACCCAAUUAUCCACCAGGUGCACCGGGAUACCCCUCACAGUAUUAUGGAUCCAAUUCCGGUAGACCAUCUACACACCCCUCACCUGGUCCUGCUUCAACCACGACCAAUAGCAGACAUCAUCAAUCGCUGCCUCCCCCUGGGUAUGGUCCACCAGAACAUCCCAACUUCCAGCAGCAACACCAGCGUCAACACCACCAACAUACCCCAUCACCAUAUUACGCUGAUGGUUAUCAACCGCCAUCUGCUCCUGGUGGGUAUAAUCAACGUACGCCUUCCUACCCUGGCACACCCUAUGGUGAACCCCAGGGACAAAGGGGUGGACCAUGGCCUGGAUCUCAAAUCCAAGAUCGAAGGGAUACCCAUCCACAGGAAAGAGAAAGAGAAAGGGAGAUCAUGUAUGUCCGAGAGCGUGAACUCGAAAGAGAACGAGAAAGAGAAAGAGAGAGGUUCAGAGGACAACCUCAACGUAAUAGGAUGAGAGAAGGACCUGGACCUCUAUCACCUCGGUCUAGAGUAUCACCUACCAGAUCGAAUUUCCACCAACAUCAACAUCAACCUUCGCCUACUCUAUCCGCUGGCUCGAAUUUCGGUAGACCUCCUUCAUCCUCUUCUGCUGGUGCACUGGUAUCACCAAAUAACGUUACUCUCCCACCAUUGAGUUUAUCUACACCCACUUCGAGAAGUAGACCUCUACAACUCAGUGGUAGUGGUGGGAGUGCAAGUAGACCAAACUCAGCGGGAUUACCACCUAUCUUAUCUUCCGCUGAACGCGAUAGAGAUAGGGAGGAGAGAUUGAGUCAACGAUCAGCUAGUAUAGGUUUGAGGUCUGCUUCUGCAUCAGCGUCAAGGAAUCAAAGUCCAUUACCACAGAAUACUCCGCCACUACCUGCACAGCCGCUCAGUGCGAAAACGACGGAUAGGAUGAAAUUGCAUAAUUUCGUGGAUUAG